CCAGACAAGAAAGAUACCAUCAGGGAAGAAAGCAGGAGACUGUCGCGUCCAAGAUCCUUAAAGAGUUUCCGAAAGGAAAAGCGCGAUGGCGAUGUUACCAGUGCUGCUGCCUGUUCGAAGGUGGCCACCACAAAGGUCAAUGCUGCUCCACUUGCUCCAUUGUCAGGCGUCGUUGGUAACCAUGAGAAAAAGAAGGAAGCGAAAGCUGGUGCUGACACUAAGGGUAAUAGUUCUCAGGCGGUUUCGUGUCGAGGCCGCAAUAAAACAAGAUCAGGACCAACAAAGGUCAAAAGGAAAGCUCCACCUCCACCGCUGCCUCUCUCUGAGAAGCCUUCCGUUUCUCAUACCAGUCCAUCUCAAUCUGGUUUACCUCGUCCUGUUUCAGCCCGUCCCUCUUCUCCGAUACCUCCACCGCGUCAACCACGAACUCGUAAGGCGGCUCCACCUCGCCCCCCUCCACCGAAUAUGAAGCAGUCUGGGAAAAAGAGUGAUACCACAAGUGUUAAGAAGAAGGAAAACGAGAUGCGCCACUAUCCAAAGGAUCUAAACCCGUUUGCAAAUUCCGACGGUACCACCGAUAAUGACUGCUCGUCCCAGAACAGUGGGAAGGCCUCCAGCGCUCGUCGUCAAAGGCAUAAAAGAAGACGGAAGAACUCUAAAAGUGGAGAAUACCCGAUGGAAAAUAAUCCAUUUAAUGAUACUGAUGAGAUGAGCGAGACGCCCUCCAGUACUCGUCGUCAAAGGCGUAGAAGAAAACAGAGAGAAUCCAUGAAUGAGGAAUACAAAAUGAGAGACAUCUCAUCCAGUGAUGCUGAUGACAUGCGCAUCAAGCCCUCCAGUAUUCGUGGUCAAAGGCGUGGAACAAAACGGAAAGAAUCGAAUGGUGAAAAAUACAAAAUGGAACACAAUCCAUCCAAUGAUACCGAUGAGGAAAAUAGUUCGUCAAUCUUGAAGUCGACUGAUACUUCUGACAUGUGGUCUGUUUCUUCAUUGGAAGAUAUUCAGUUUGUGGUGAACACAGCUACAGUAGAAGAGGUUAAUGUAAAGACUGCAUUACGAGGCUUGGCUGCCAGCGAUGAAAAAGACGAACAGGUUGACCGAGAAGAUUACGGUGACUCAAAGGUCCAGUCAUUCCCAUCUGAUAAGGAGGUCUCUCCUGACGAUCUCCCUUCCACAAACAAAUAUAAUGUUCCUGCAAUUAUCGGAUCAACAAACCUUGAUGCUUCGACUGCUAAAGAUUGUUCAAAUGUAAGCGAGAGAUCAACUAUCAAUCAAGCACAACCUACCGAGGAAGUAAUUGCCAUGGAGGAUUGCCAGGGUGGAGACAGCUUUGGUAAGUUGUUCUGUAAGCAUACCACAAAAUAGAUCCUAAUGAGCGGAAAGUAUUGUAAAACAGUGCAUCUUUAUCCACCGAACCGGCGAAAAGAGUCAGUAGAAACAUUCUCAUCUGCGUGCAAGUAAACCUUUAUUCUUGACUGUUGUUUGUACUUUGAUUGCUAUUAACCAAACAGAUUUGAUUGGUUCAAUAUCAACUUCAUCAGAAUGUGUAUAUAUUCGCCUUCUCUUUUCAUUAUUUAAGCACGUGUAUUUUCUGAAAUCUUCUUUAGCUUCCAUCGUAAGCAAUCAGUUUCCUGAGUUGGCUAUUUAUGUGGAGACAGAGAUUAAGGUUAUCGAACACGAGUUGCUUUCAUUGCACAAGGUGAUGGUUAAAUUGGAACUAGAGAUGAAAGAAGCAAUGGACACUGAAGGUUAG
Pocillopora meandrina is the source of this 1753-nucleotide messenger RNA. NCBI's taxonomy places the organism in Eukaryota, Metazoa, Cnidaria, Anthozoa, Scleractinia, Pocilloporidae. The record is from the annotation of a GenBank genome assembly.